Messenger RNA from Elgaria multicarinata webbii, 2147 nucleotides. It is a transcript of the gene ST7, whose product is annotated as suppression of tumorigenicity 7. NCBI's taxonomy places the organism in Eukaryota, Metazoa, Chordata, Lepidosauria, Squamata, Anguidae. Bases 379 to 1914 code for a protein of 511 amino acids. The transcript has 15 exons. The record is from RefSeq and is a predicted model, not a curated record.
GGCUGUGGAUUGCACUAUCUGGUGUCUGCUACCUAUUUCUGCCUCACUGCAUCAAGCAGGAAAGACACUGGCCUUCCCUUGUCUACAGGAUUUAAAACUAAACAGUCCCCCCCUUUCCCCCACCCCUUGAAAUGAUAGUUUUGUUGGUUCUACAGAGGAGACGUGUUUUGCUUUAAGGGCUGCAGGAAAAGGCAGUCUGCAGAGUGAAGCUUGGGAGCGGAGAGCACAAUCUGGUGGCUGGAUAGCUGUGGGGACCGCGUUGUCUGGCUUCAUGAUCCCUGCUGUGUAGCAGCCUCGUCUCUUCUCUCACUCAUUCCCUCUAUCUCUCUUCUCCCUUUUUAACCCCUCUUUUGAGAUAGCAAGCAUCUGGAGCCAGCCAUGUUUGGCACUGAAUCGUCAUUGAGUAUGUUUUUGAACACGUUAACGCCCAAGUUCUACGUUGCCCUAACAGGCACUUCCUCAUUAAUCUCAGGGCUUAUUUUGAUAUUUGAAUGGUGGUAUUUUCGCAAGUAUGGGACGUCAUUCAUUGAGCAAGUCUCUGUGAGUCACUUGCGCCCUCUGCUGGGUGGGGUGGACAACAACUCUCCCAACAACUCAAAUACAAGCAAUGGAGAUUCUGAUUCAAACCGCCAGAGCGUUUCAGAGUGCAAAGUCUGGCGAAAUCCACUAAACCUGUUCAGAGGAGCUGAAUAUAACCGGUAUACGUGGGUGACAGGGCGAGAACCUUUGACAUACUACGAUAUGAAUCUUUCAGCUCAAGACCAUCAAACAUUCUUCACAUGUGAUACAGACCAUUUAAGGCCAGCAGAUGCCAUCAUGCAAAAGGCGUGGAGAGAAAGAAAUCCCCAGGCCAGAAUUUCUGCAGCACAUGAAGCCUUAGAAUUAAAUGAGUGUGCCACUGCUUAUAUUCUCUUGGCAGAAGAGGAAGCAACAACUAUUGUGGAAGCAGAAAAACUGUUUAAACAGGCUCUGAAGGCCGGUGAAGGCUGUUACAGACGUAGCCAACAGUUACAGCAUCACGGUGCCCAGUAUGAAGCUCAGCAUAGACGGGACACUAAUGUAUUAGUCUACAUUAAAAGGAGGCUGGCUAUGUGUGCAAGAAAACUGGGGAGGACCAGGGAAGCUGUGAAAAUGAUGAGAGAUUUAAUGAAAGAAUUCCCUCUUCUUAGCAUGUUCAACAUCCAUGAAAAUUUGCUGGAAGCUCUGCUGGAGUUACAAGCAUAUGCAGAUGUGCAGGCCGUUUUAGCAAAAUAUGAUGAUAUAAGUUUACCAAAAUCAGCAACAAUAUGCUACACUGCUGCCCUUCUCAAAGCCAGAGCUGUCUCUGACAAGUUUUCUCCAGAGGCAGCUUCAAGACGAGGGCUGAGUACGGCAGAGAUGAAUGCAGUAGAAGCUAUUCACAGAGCAGUAGAAUUUAAUCCACAUGUGCCAAAAUAUCUCCUAGAAAUGAAAAGCUUAAUAUUGCCCCCUGAGCAUAUUUUGAAGAGAGGCGACAGCGAAGCAAUAGCUUACGCUUUCUUUCACCUUCAGCACUGGAAAAGGGUCGAGGGGGCACUGAAUCUCUUACAUUGUACGUGGGAAGGCACUUUCAGAAUGAUCCCUUAUCCAUUGGAAAAAGGGCAUCUUUUCUACCCUUACCCCAUCUGUACAGAAACAGCAGACAGAGAACUUCUUCCAUCAUUUCAUGAAGUCUCAGUUUACCCCAAGAAAGAGCUUCCUUUCUUUAUUCUCUUCACUGCCGGAUUAUGUUCCUUCACAGCUAUGCUGGCCCUUCUGACACAUCAGUUCCCAGAGCUAAUGGGAGUCUUUGCAAAAGCAUUUCUUAGUACUCUCUUUGCCCCCUUGAACUUCGUGAUGGAGAAAGUGGAAAGCAUCCUGCCCUCCAGUCUCUGGCAUCAGCUAACAAGGAUCUGAAGAGAAAUAGUCCUGAAUGACUGCCAUGACAUUUUCGGUGCCAACUUACCGUUGACUACCAGAAAGCAUGAUUUUUUUAAAAAAGGGAAGCCGUUCUAAGCUCUUCAUGGAUUGUCUGUUAUCACAUAAUUUUUUGUUGUACAAAAAACAUUGAUGUUUGGUUCUAUUCUAUUUUGCUUUCAAAAAAACAAAACAAAACUUCAAAAAAAUAAACUUUUUGUGUAUUGCAGCAA